CGUCACGUCGCGUUAACUUCAAGGCUCCCGUUGAAGCUUAAAGCAAUUGGAAGGCAGCAAUGUCUACCUAGUGUGCCUGGCCCAUGGAAACUGCAGACCCUCAAUGCAUAUAAACUGACAAGCUGGCAAAGUUUAUUAUCAGGUGAAAGGCGGUAGCAGCGAACGUCUAUGCUCUCUUCAUACCGUUCCGCGUGUGCUACGCCGUCUUUUCCAUUCCUUCGCAGGAAUCCCGCCUUUGGCACCACAGCUCCGAGAACUCUGCAUUCGACCCUACACUUUGUGCGCCCCCGUUCCUCGCUUGCUCGGACAAGGCCGCUCGUAUUCAGUCCCUGCCUGCGAUCAGAUUAUCGUCUUCGUCCCUCACUAUCUCUCGCAAUGGCGGAUUCUAAGGGUCGGAAACAAGCAACUCUGGGGAGGUUCUUCGGAUCGAAUACCGACGCCCCACGAGAUGCGCCUAAAAAGCAGACCACGCUCGCGUUUUCGGGCAAAAGGAGCAAGACCCAGGAGACCGUCGAUAAAGCACCAGAGCCAGCUGCUGUCAACGGCGCCAAGGUCAAGGACGAACCCAUGGACGAGGCCAAGUCUUCUAGCGCCGAGCCAGAAACGGUGAAAACAAACGACAAGGAGGAUACCACCACGUCGAAGAGAGAGAACAGCAGCGAGGAUGAAGACAGCGAUAUUCAGCCCGUACCCAAGCGCCGUCGGAGAAACUCGCAAGCGAACAGAUCGACUGCCUCUCCUGAAGUCUCUCCAAGGAAAAAAUCAGCGUCCUCGAAGAGUCCGAAGAAGCAAACCAAAUCCAAUCAACCCUCCGAAUCUCUGAAGAUUGAGAAAGCUUCCGGGGAAAAGACACCCGAGAAGGAGGAAGAAGUAUCAGAGGAGGAGGAAGCACAAUCGCUUAGUGAGGAUGAGGAAGACGAAAAGCCGGAGGUCAAAAAGAAGAAGAUCGAGAAGGUACAGGCCACGCUGAAAGCAAGUGGAAGUGAGCCUUAUCCAGACUGGAAAGCUGGCGACCCGGUGCCAUAUGCAGCACUGUGUACGACCUUCUCAUUGAUAGAAAUGACUACCAAAAGACUGGUCAUCCUCGCUCACUGCUCUCUGUUUCUUCGGCAAGUACUGCGUUUGACCCCGCAGGACCUUCUUCCCACUGUCCAGCUUAUGAUCAACAAACUGGCUGCAGAUUAUGCAGGCAUUGAGCUUGGAAUUGGCGAAUCUCUGAUCAUGAAGGCAAUUGGUGAGAGCACAGGACGGAGCUUGGCCGUCAUCAAGGCUGAUCAGCACGAGAUUGGCGAUCUUGGGCUAGUCGCUGCCAAGAGUCGCUCAAAUCAGCCAACCAUGUUCAAGCCGAAGCCCUUGACAGUCAGAGGCGUGCAUGAAGGUCUUCUUACCAUUGCGAAGGUGCAGGGACACGGUUCUCAAGAUAAGAAGAUAUCCGGCAUCAAGAAGCUUCUUUCCGCGGCCGAUACCGCCGCUGCAGGCAAAGGCAGCAAGGGCAUCGAUAUUACCAAGGACAAGGGCGGACCUAGUGAAGCCAAGUAUAUCAUCCGUUUCCUAGAAGGAAAGCUUAGACUUGGCUUAGCGGAGAAGACGGUCCUUGUUGCCCUCGCUCAAGCCGUCGUCACGCACGAGGCUGAGCUCAGAGGAGAGAAGGCACUCUCUACUGAAAAGUUGGCCCAGGGUGAGGCUAUCUUGAAGACUGUGUACAGCGAGCUGCCCGCUUACGAGAUUAUCAUUCCGUUGAUGCUCGAGCAUGGUCUCUCGAAUCUGCACGAGCACUGCAAGCUGCAGCCAGGCAUUCCCAUCAAGCCUAUGCUUGCCAAGCCAACCAAGUCUAUCACCGAGGUUCUUGAUCGAUUCGAAGGAAAAGACUUCACCUGCGAGUAUAAGUAUGAUGGCGAGAGAGCUCAAAUUCACUAUGUUGCACCCGAUUCAGUCAACCAGUACCCCGGAGCAAAGGCGACAUUGCAGAGUGGUAGCCAGGGUCUUAGCUCCAUCUUCUCUCGCAACUCGGAAGAUCUGUCCAAGAAGUAUCCAGAUGUGCUUGCGAAACUCAACACAUGGGUGAAGGGCGGCGUUACUAGCUUUGUCCUCGAUUGUGAGACCGUUGCCUGGGAUACAGUGAACAAGAAGGUUUUACCAUUCCAGCAGCUUAUGACCCGCAAGAGGAAGGAUGUCAAAGCGGAGGAUGUCAAAGUCAAAGUCUGCGUGUUCGCCUUUGACCUGCUGUUCUUGAACGGAGAGCCUACUGUCAAAAAGAGCCUGCGAGAGCGUCGCGAGCUUCUUCAUGAGUCAUUCGAGACUGUUGAAGGCGAGUUCCAGUUUGCGCAGUAUGGGAAUACCAACAUUGUGGAUGAGAUCCAGACUCUACUUGAUGAAAGUGUAAAGGCCUCCUGUGAAGGGUUGAUGGUGAAGAUGUUGGACACUGAAGAGAGUGGUUAUGAACCAAGCAAGCGGAGCCGCAACUGGCUCAAGGUGAAAAAGGAUUACCUCGCUGGAGUAGGCGACUCCCUAGAUCUCGUGGUUUUGGGUGCAUAUCACGGACGAGGCAAGCGUACAUCAGUGUACGGUGCCUUCCUUCUGGCUGCUUACAACACGAGCACACAGACCUACGAGACGGUCUGCAACAUUGGCACAGGUUUCUCGGAGGCUGACUUGGAGGAGCUCCAUAAACAACUUUCUCCUAUCGUCAUUGAUCGGCCGAAGCCGUUUUACUCCCAUUCAACUGUCCCCAAAGAUCAACCGGAUGUGUGGUUCGAGCCGCGCUUUGUUUGGGAGGUCAAGACUGCUGAUCUAACACUGAGUCCGCGCUAUAAGGCUGCGGCCGACGAGUUUGAGGGAACGACUGGCGGAGGCAAGGGAAUCUCUCUUCGAUUCCCACGAUUCAUUAAAGGCCGCGAUGACAAGAAGCCCGAUGAGGCGACGACGACUCGGGCAGUGGCGGAGAUGUACCGCAAGCAAGAGGCGGUGCAAAAGGAAAAUGCUAAGAAGGGAGUAGAUGAUGACUUUGAGUACUAAGUCGAGAGUUCUGGCUGUUCUGGCGGUCCUAUCUAUUACGUACAUACAUACAUACAUACUGGAAACCCAGGUGCUGUGGUUGAAGUCCCAGCCCGUUUGAUUAAUCAACCUUGAUAAUGAAUGACUGAGAUGUCUGACAUAUCGGUUACACUCGCAUCGCAUCCUACUGGGUAUCUCCUC
Messenger RNA from Aspergillus aculeatus ATCC 16872, 3195 nucleotides. Its product is annotated as DNA ligase (ATP) CDC9. The coding region runs from base 376 to 3015 and encodes 879 amino acids. The record is from RefSeq and is a predicted model, not a curated record. Gene Ontology annotation, cellular component: nucleus; mitochondrion. NCBI's taxonomy places the organism in Eukaryota, Fungi, Ascomycota, Eurotiomycetes, Eurotiales, Aspergillaceae. Gene Ontology annotation, biological process: DNA repair; lagging strand elongation; DNA biosynthetic process. The transcript has 4 exons. Gene Ontology annotation, molecular function: DNA ligase (ATP) activity; DNA binding; ATP binding.